AUGCCGCUUCGACUGGACAUCAAGAAGAAGCUGUCCGCAAGGAGUGACCGAGUGAAGUGCGUCGACUUUCACCCUUCGGAACCCUGGACAUUGUCAGCACUCUACUCAGGCAACAUCUUCAUCUGGGACUACAACACGCAGACUUUGGUGAAGCAGUUCGAGGUUUGCAACUUGCCAGUGCGAUGUGCCAAAUUUGUGACUCGCAAGCAAUGGAUCGCCACUGCUUCGGAUGACAUGCAUAUACGUGUUUUCAACUACAACAGCCUGGAGAAAGCUCACGAGUUCGAGGCCCACACGGACUACAUUCGGUACAUCGCGGUGCAUCCGACCCUGCCGUAUCUCUUGUCCUGCUCGGAUGACAUGUCCAUCAAGCUCUGGGACUGGGACAAGAAUUGGCAGAACCUUCAGGCCUUUGAGGGGCACGCACACUACGUGAUGAUGUGCCAGUGGAAUCCCAAGGAUGCGAACAUCUUUGCCUCGUGCUCCCUGGACCGGUCAAUCAAGGUCUGGGGUGUGUCCGGAGGAGCAGGUGGAACCAGCAGCUGCCACUUUACCCUCACCGGCCACCAGCGUGGGGUCAACUGCGUGGAGUACUCGCCUGGAGGCGAGAAGCCCUACAUCAUCUCAGGGUCAGAUGAUCGGAGCAUCAAGAUCUGGGACUACCAGACCAAACAGUGCAUACAGACGCUGACCGGGCACACGAACAAUGUAUCUUAUGCGCUGUUCCACCCAGCUUUGCCCAUCAUCCUGACGGGCAGUGAGGACGGUACCGUGAGAAUAUGGCAUGGGUCUACGUAUCGCUUGGAGGCCACGCUAAGCUACUUUUUGGAACGCGUCUGGUCCAUCGCCGUGCUCAAGGGCUCGAACACCGCUGCUCUGGGAUACGAUGAGGGCACUGUCGUGAUCAAGCUUGGAAGCGAGGAGCCAGUCGUGUCCAUGCACUCGGGCAAGAUCAUAUGGGCCAAAGGCAAUGAGAUCCAGACUGCAAACCUCAAGCUGUUGGACGAGGGUGUGACUGCGCGGGAGGGCGAGAAAGUCCCACUGAGCGUGAAGGACAUGGGUGCAGCAGAGGUCUUCCCUCAGUACAUCGCGCACCACCCAAACGGCCGUCUUUUUGCAGUUUGUGGCGAUGGCGAGUUUGUGAUCUACACCGCCCAGGCGCUCCGCAACAAGUCCUACGGUCCUGCACUGGAGUUCUGCUGGGCGCAUUCCGGCGCCUAUGCGACUCGAGAUGGAAACGGCAAGAUCACCGUCUUCCAGGACUUCAAGGAGAGCUUUUCCUUUAAGCCUCCCUUCACCGUAGAAGAGACCUACGGAGGUCGCUUGCUUGGCAUCCGCGGUGGCGAUUUCAUCUGUUUCUAUGACUGGACGGAGUAUCGGCUCAUUCGCCGCAUUGAUGUGGUGCCAAAGGAUGUCGUUUGGUCCGAGGAGGGUACCUCCGUGGUGCUCAUCUGCCCCGACUCUUUUUAUGUGCUCAGACACGACAAAGAUGCCGUGCAAGCGGCCCUGGUCUCCAGUGGAAUGGUGGACGAGGAUGGCAUCGAGGCAGCCUUUGACCUGCAGCAUGAGAUCAACGACAAGGUGGUGAGUGGGCUUUGGGUUGGAGACUGCUUUGUGUAUGUCUCUCAUGCCCAACGAUUGACCUGUCUCGUGGCGGGCUCACAGGAGACUUUGGCACAUUUGGACCGCCUGCAGUACUUGCUGGGAUACAUGCCAGAGCAGUCUAAGCUCUACCUUAUCGACAAGGAGCUUAAUGUGACACCUUACACGCUGCAUAUGGCCCUCAUAGAGUACCAGUCGGCCAUCAUGCGGAAGGACUUUCCCACAGCAGAGACAUUUUUUGCGCAGCUGCCCGAGUCACUGCACAAUCGAAUUGCCCGGUUCUUGGAGAACCAGGGAUACCAGGCCGAGGCUCUUGCGAUCUCCAAGGACGACGAGCAUCGCUUCGAGCUGGCUACACAGCUGGGCAAGCUGCAGAUGGCUGCGGACAUCAUAGUCAGCAUCACGGCCCAGGCCAAUCCUGGAAUGCCGCCUCGUGGCAAGUGGAAGAACCUCGGGGAUGUGGCCCUAGAACAAGGCGACUUCACGUUGGCAAAGCGUUGCUUCAGUGAAGCGAAGGACCUUGGAGCCCUCUUCCUCUUGUACACCUCGGUGGGGGAUGCGGAAGGCGUCCUGUCCACCGGCACAUUGGCCGAGGAGAGCAACAUUAGCAACAUCGCCGUGCUAUGCUACCUGCUGCUGGGAGACACCAAGCGAGCCUUGGAGGUUCUCGUCAGCUCAAACCGCCUGCCCGAGGCAGCGUUUUUCGCCCGGACGUACUGUCCAAGUGAACUAUCUAGAGUUGUGCAGAUUUGGACAGCAGACUUGGCGAAAGUCAACCAGGCUGUAGCCGAAUCCCUAGCGGAUCCUUCCAAGUAUCCGGACCUUUUCCAGGACUUCGACCUUACCCUAGCUGCAGAGAAUGCCUUCGAAGCAAGGAGAAAAAACCCUCCUCCAGCUUCUGCUUAUUCGACAGAGAAAGAAAUUCUUGAGUUGGAUGUCAUGGAGGAGCUCAAGAAGUUGGGUGCCGAAAACUUCCAGAAGAUGCUGACAAAAGGGGGCGGACCAGCAGAUUUUGCACCACCCCCUCGAGUUCAACCGGCGGUGGUACCAGCACCCCAACCGGAUCUCAUUGUGCACGAGCCCGAGCCAGCGCCUGUCAUGGCUGCUCCGGUUCCUGCACAGUCAGCACCGGAGACCAUAGUUGAGUCCUCUUCUCCUGAACUGCUGGUGCCAGAUGCAGCUGUGCCACCACCAGAAUCUGCAGGUGGGGAGGCCCCGGCACCCGAGCAGAGCGGCGGCGGAGCGGCGGAAAUGCCUGCACGAGCUCCGUCCCAGAAGGCACCAGCGCAGGCUCCUCCGCUGGUUCCCGCCGGCAAAGGAGCUUCCAAAGGCAGGAUAAGACACGGCAAAGGCGGUCGGAAAGGCGUCGGCAAAGGUAAAGGCAAGCAAGCCGGCAAGCACAAGGGCAAGAUGCCUUUGGCGAGCCCUGCUCCUGUACCCGCAGGACGACAGCUGAGAAUUUGGACGGGCGUGGUGCCUGCCAGAUUCAAGGUUGAUUCUGAGGCAGUCGUGCCGCAGAAGCUCAUGACAGCGACGCCAAAGAUGCGAAGUAUGGCGAGAAAGCAGAUGCUGCUCAAAUCGAGCUCGAAGGCGGCCUCCAUAGCAGUGGCGAGAAGCCUGCUUCCUCGAGCGGCGAUGUCCAAAGCCGCCGCGAAAGCUCCCGGGAAGUUCAUGCUGGUCCCGGCCAGGAUCGUGGCAAAGCCAGGCCGUCUCGCCGCUGCGAUGUCAAAGGCCUCUUCCCAGGCGACGUCAAAAGCGGCCGGUAAGCUUGCCAAGGCCUACCCGAAAGGCCUGGCCGCAGCACAGCCAAAGGUGCCGGGCGCCGGACGCCGUGUUGUGAAAGGCUUUUCGAAGGCAGCUUCGGCGGCACGGUCUGGAAAGGUAACCAUGUUUGCCGGGAAGGCCUUCGCUCUUCCUCCAUGGAGGGGUGGGGCCAAAAAAGUUGCCGCGAAGGUCAAGGCAUUUGGGUUCGAGAUGAGGGAUCCCACCUCUGCCUUCGUUGCGAAUGUGUGCAUGAAAUCUUUAGAGUCAGAUGGUGCUGCGGAGAUAUCUCCGCUUGUCCGUGAACUUUGUGCGUUUUUGGUGCGAGCCUCGGGACUACAGUCCAGUCUUGAAGCGUUCAUGAUUGAGCAGUGCGAAGAAUUCCAAGAUGCUAGCCUUACUGGAGAGCAGAAGCUGCAUUGGACAGAUCUACACAAGAGAUAUGUUGAGCUGGCUGAAGAGCAACUAGAUGAAUUUCUCCGGGAACGUGAAGCCACUGCAGACGAGUUGGCACAGACCUUGCAGGCAUCGCUUGGCAAGUCGAUGUGGUCUUUGCCGCUCCUGCAGAGCCUGGAGUACACAGCUUUCGCUGCACAGAUGAUUGCCCUAUCCUCCGGACCACAGCUAAGAGCUGAGGCUGCUGCCUCCUCGGGUUUGCUUGGUGGAGUCUGGAAGCCAGAAAAGCCUGAUCCACGGAGCCUGGAGCGAUUUCUGAAAGCUCAGGGAGUGCCAUGGAUUCUGCGCCGCCUGCACGUCUUUGCCACGAUCCGAGAGAUCUGUGUGGUGGAGAUGCCUGGCACGGUGCCGAUCUUUACGAUUUGGGAGUCUCGGAACCAUGGCUUUGGCGUGUGCAUGAGCCAGGUGAUUGCCGAUUCUGUUGAGCGUAAUGAUGGUUGCUUGAACACCAGAGCGUGGUUAGAGGAUUCGGACUUGCACGUCGUGCAAAGCCCAGACGGCACAACUGGAGUCGAAACCACAUAUACUGUCUUGAAUGAUGGGAAGUCCUUGCACAUUCGACGGGAGCUAUGGGGCCCAAGCCGCGACAAUCAGAGCUGCGUCUUCGCACAGGAAUUCCUCAAAUGCGAGCCUGGUAAUAGUUUGAGCGAGGACAGUCAUGCCUUCCAGAACGGUCUGAAAGUGGAUCGUGAGAAGGCCAGCCCAGAGCGGGCUAAUGCAGAGUCCCAGCACGUACCGGCUCCGGCAGAAUCGCCUCCUGCCCGGCAGAGUCCUUAUGCGAAGGCCAAGCCGAGCGACGAGGACGACUACGAUCCGUUCUCGGAGGAGCCUGCUCCGCACGUUGCAAUGGAGAAGGAGUUUCGGAAGGCCGCGCGCCGAGCGGCGGCUGCGGCCGGCAAGCUUGACUCGGUGGAGUGGCGGCCGCAGGGAGAUCCCAUCCUCGGGGUGGUCAGGCCACCGCCGAGGCGUCAGGGCUCGAACGGCGUGGCGCCCGCACAAGCCAAGCGCCGCGCCGUGCCGCGCACUGCCAUCGCCUGGCUGAGACGGCUCAGUGUGCAGAACGAAGGCCAGGGCUAG
Molecule: messenger RNA, 4896 nt
Organism: Symbiodinium sp. CCMP2456
Lineage: Eukaryota; Dinophyceae; Suessiales; Symbiodiniaceae
Source: the annotation of a GenBank genome assembly